This is a messenger RNA of Pelobates cultripes (western spadefoot toad), 5085 nucleotides long. NCBI's taxonomy places the organism in Eukaryota, Metazoa, Chordata, Amphibia, Anura, Pelobatidae. The record is from the annotation of a GenBank genome assembly.
CCCGGCGCGCGCUUUUGCGCGCACACACUGUCCUUUCUGACCCUGCUCGCUCCCCGUCUGCGGCCGGAAGGGGCGGGGCCGGCAGUUCUUUUUCCGGCGUGCGCGAGGAGGAAGGUCUCAUUGAAGAAGGACAUUGCGGCAGCGAGAGAGGUGAGAGCCCGGGCGGCCUGUGUAUCUACCGGGCCCUGCGGGAACUGCCUCCCCCUCCGCGGUCAGCCGGUCACAGCUACAGCAACCCGGGAGAGAGGGGGGAGGACCUGGGCCUGAACUGCCCCACCCCGGGCCUCUCACUCUGUGUAUUGGGGGGGGGUCGUGUGGGACCUCCCUGUCACUCUGUGUAUUGGGGUUCACCUGUGUAUUUGGGGGUCAUUAUUGGGAUCUCCCUGUCACUCUGUCCUUAUUGGGGGGUCAUUGUGGGAUCUUCCUGUCACUCUGUGUAUUGGGGGUCAUUAUUGGGAUCUUCCUGUCCUUUCCUGUGUGUAUUGGGGAGGUCAUUGUGGGAAUCUUCCUGUCACUCUGUGUGUAUUGGGGGUCAUUAUUAGGAUCUUCCUGUAUCACUCUGUGUAUUGGGGGUCAUUAUUAGGAUCUUCCUGUCACUCUGUGUGUUGGGGGUCAUUAUUGGGAUCUUCCUGUCUCUGUGUGUGUUGGGGGUCAUUGUGGGAUCUUCCUGUCACUCUGUGUAUUGGGGGUGCAUUAUUAGGAUCUUCCUGUCACUCUCUGUGUGUGUGUUGGGGGUCAUUGUGGGAUCUUCCUGUCACUCUGUGUAUUGGGGGUCAUUGUGGGAUCUUCCUGUCACUCUGUGUGGAGGUCGUGUGGGAUCUUCCUGUCCUCUGUGUGUAUUGGGGGUCGUGUGGGGAUCUUCCUGUCACUCUGUGUAUUAGGGGGUCAUUGUGGGAUCUUCCUGUCACUCUGUGUAUUGGGGGUCGUGUGGGAUCUCCUGUCACUCUGUGUGUUAGGGGGUCAUUGUGUGGAUACCCAUCGCUCUGUGUGUGGGGGUCAUUGUGGGAUCUCUGUCACUCUGUUGGGGGUCGUGUGGGAUACUCCCUGUCACUCUGUGUGUUGGGGGUCAUUGUGGGAUCUCCCUGUCACUCUGUGUAUUGGGGGUCAUUGUGGGAUCUCCUGUCACUCUGUGUGAUGGGGGUGGGAUGGUACAUGGGAUCUCCCUGUCACUCUGUGUAUUGGGGGGGGUCAUUAUUAGGAUCUCCCUGUCACUCUGUGUAUUGGGGGGGUCAUUAUUAGGAUCUCCCUGUCACUCUGUGUAUUGGGGGGGUCAUUAUUAGGAUCUCCCUGUCACUCUGUGUAUUGGGGGUCAUUAUUAGGAUCUCCCUGUCACACUGUGUAUUGGGAGUCAUUAUUAGGAUCUCCCUGUCACUCUGUGUAUUGGGGGUCAUGGCUGUAGGAAGCCGGAGAGUGAAGGAAGAUCUGGGCCUGCACUUCAUGUUUUCUCUCCCUGUCAUUCUUGUUUCUUAUGUUCAGUUACUAAAUUAUAGGCCAACGUGGCUUAAUCAGAAACACAGAAGUGGUGGCCAUUCUUCCUAUUUGAUUUAUAGGGGCCACAAAUCUCCAAUGUCCUUGACAAUCCUUUUAUUUUUAAUUUGUCUCGUGGUCUGUGUAUGGCUCCAAAAAGAAACCUCUGUUUCUGACUGUGUCCAGAUAGGCCCUCAUCUGCAUUAUUCACCCUGGUAACACAGGGGCAUUUUCUGAAGCUAUGAAAAGGAAGUGUCAUCUUGUCCUUGAAGACCCACGGACAGUAUGGAUUAUACAACUUAUUUAGUAUUUGCGGCUGUAUCACUGUGAAGUCAUUGGGGAAUUGGAUUUUGAUAUCAAUUGUUUAAAGAUGUCUUAUUAUGGAAUUAUUCAGUUAUAGGCUCUCAAUGGGUUGACACAUGCACCGUGUAGGAGAAUGUUCCUAAACCCAUGGUGUGGCGGUCUGCCAGGGUAUCACUGCCACAAAUGCCAUUUUCCUCAUACACAACGCAAAUAAAUCCAAAGGCAAAAUAUCAGUUGUUCCAUAACCACCCCCACACAUGAGCCAAGGCUUAAUGCUGGGAGAAGACUUUUUUUUUUUUUUUUUUUUAAUGGAAGCACAGGCAUCAGAUUUAUACAGCCAGUAAGCUCCUCCUCUGUGCCUUACAGAUAGUCAGGAACUGUAGAAACGCAAUUAUCUCCAGGAACAGUAAAGUAUAACCAUUUUUAAACACCCCAAAAGUACCCCCAAAAUACAGGGAAACACCACAAGUCAUAUCCCUGGAUAGCUGGGAUAUCGGUGAUCAAAAUAUGCAAAAACCACCCAGGUCCGUUUGGUAGUUUUGGAUCACUAUCACAGGGAAGUUUUGACCGGUCUGCAAUGAGGUUGAAUCUCGAAUAGUUCCGGUGACACUAGUGUCCCUUUUUAAGAAUUGCAUUUUGCUUGUUGAAAAUGACUAGCUCCUAACUUUUUUAGUUGGCUCCCAGAUUCCAAACAUAUUUGUCAAGCCCUUCCUUAAGGGGUUAACUCGUUCUCGACUAGUUUAACCCCAAAAGUUGAUUCCCAGCAUCGAUCUCUAGGUCCCGCAGGUGGCAUCUGGCUUCUAAAUCUCCCUUACAGGAAGCGCGGAGUGCUGCCAGGCAGGUGUACCUCUGAUUGUCUAGAACGGUCAGAUGAUGCUCUAAGCCAAUCAGUAGCUCCCCAUUGAUUAUAUAAACUUGCGUUUUUAACAAUGGGGAGUUACUUCAUGCUCUAAUUCAAAAUAAGAAAGUCCUGCAAUGGAUUUUGGGUGGGCAUAUGCAAUUUAAUUCAACAGCGAACUGCUUUUUACCUCAUUAUUCCAUUUUAUACAUGGAUUCCUUGGAGUAUGUCUGCUUUUAAACACAACUGUGAUUAAGUUCCCAAGCAGGCCAUUUGCAUCACAGAGGGCAGCAACAGAAGAUAGGUGUUAGGUUUAGUGUAAUACCCAGACCCUUCAGCAAUGGCGAUAUGAAUGAUUUAUUUACUGCCGUAGGAGUUUACAUCAAGGUUUACUAGGAAGUGACAGGUUAAAGGAACCCUCUGGGCACCGGUAAAGUAAACUAGCUAUGGUGUCGGGCUAACUUUACAGCUGUGCCAGUUUUAUCACUCUAUAGCUGUAAAUGUUUGCUUCCCAUUCAACUUUAUCUAGCUUUACUAUAUGUCUCAUGGUGGCUUAUGUACAAUAACCAUUGGUUACGAACUUAUUGGAAACCUAAUACUGUAGUGUGAUUAGUUUAAAAAAAAAAAAAAAAAAAAUCUAACUGUGGUUGGCUGCGUUCCAGUCUUUACAUCAGUAGGUAUUUAAAACCUUAACGUACACUGCUCAUUGACACUGUUGGUUGUUUCUCUAUAUUUGUUAGGGUCAAAAGCAUCUCUCUACAGAGUGGGUUUCAGUGCCGUGUUUGCCUUGCUUCUAUUUGUCAUGAUGCACCUUUUGUGUUUGCAUUGAGCUAACAGUAAUGUUUUUUUCAGGCCCACAGAAAACUCAACAUGUCAUCAACUCUGCUAGCUAAACCUCAAAUGAGAGGCCUUCUGGGUAAACGCCUCCGAUUUCACAUCUUCGGCGCCUUUGCUGUCUCUCUAGGAGUUGUAGCUUUGUACAAGGUAAUGACACUAUUUAUUUACCUCUCCUGUAUGAAUGCCGUUCUAAAUCUUGGCUGUCAGUGCUUACUUGCACAUGCAUAGUUUGUGUAUUGAUCCUAAUUCCAACCUACAAACUCACUAUAACUGUGAACACUUCUGCAUCAUCCUAAAAUGGUUUAAUUUUCCAAGUAAAUUGAGACAACUUAACUGUCAUAACUUUGGUUGUAUUUCAUGUGUAUAUUUUGAUUGUGGCCACAUGCUACCUGUCUAGUUCAUCUUUGUUCUUAGAAAAGAGUCAUACAUCACUACCAGUCUAUUUGUGCACUAAUCUUUUUAUACUGCUUGUUUCAGUUUGGUGUUGCAGAGCCAAGGAAGAGAGCAUAUGCAGAUUAUUACAAGAACUUUGAUGCCACAAAGGAAUACGAAGCUAUGAAGCAAGCUGGUGUUUUUCAUUGUGUUCGACCAAGAGAAUAAUACAAUAUAAAAGGUGUGUAAGGUUUUGCGGCAAUGUUUCCAACUGGUAUUUGUUAAACAAAACCCUUUUUUAUUGCUCUCUCCAAUAAUUGAGUUGUACUUUUUUUUUUUUUUUUUCUUCAGUUACCAUUGCAGCAGGGUUUAAAAUAUUUUUACCUUGGCACAUAUUGGUAGCAUCACUGGUAAAAUGUACACGCCUUGUGAAUAGCCAUUAGUGUGGUGUUUUUUUUUUUUUUUUUUGUGUUUUUUUUUCAUGGAUUAAUGGUGGAAAACUCCCUUAUAGUAGUAUAUUGGCUGCAGUCGUUUGCAGCAGCAAAGUCCUCGCUUACACUAGUAGUUUUGUGACUUCUAUGAAGCAUGCUGUGUAUUAUUGAGUAAAUGAAAACCAUGAAUGCUGAAACUGCCUUUAGAUGUUUUUAUAGGGUGCUAGACAUUCUGUAAACUAUAGCUUUACAUUCGCUUUCUCCCACCUGUCAAAGAAUUCAUAAGGGAGUGCAGAAAAGACCUGACUGUCCAUCUGCUAUCCCAAGCAUAGCAACCAAAGCACAUGCACUGUGGUUGCUAUAGUAACUCCCUAUGGAGCCCUGCUAAAAUGGCAUGCCCUAGCUUAUUUUUGGGGGAUGCUCGUAAUAUAAGCCCUAGUUGCUAGUUCGCUAAUCUAUGUUCAGGGAAGUUUCCCCAAACAUGGAUUCACGAGAUUCCAUUUGCAAGUAAACUGAUCUGUUCUGGGACGUUUCCCCGAACAUUUACCCACGGGAUUCCAUGCACUAUUGAACUGGUCUAUGUUUGGAAGAGAGAGAGAGCGAGAGAUUUAUUAAUAUAAGACCUGGUCCUAUUUUCGGGGAAAGAUGGUUCAACUAAAGCCUGUGUCUCUCAACUUAAAGUGUGUCAUUGACCACUGUGCAUUGAGUUUCUGUAUUAGUAAUAAAUAAAGCCCUUAUCAUUUUAGUAGAUUGCAUAUCACAUCAUAUAUCAAAUGUAAAGAUGUGUUUUUAUGGACUUGUCAGUUCAGCAAAUGAUCACAAAGCCGGACAUGUUCA